AGAGUAGCUGCUGCUUUUGCAACAGCUAAUGAGGAUCCUAAUAAAAUACCAAACACCCUCCCCCCCAUCUAACCUUCUCCCCCGUCUAACCCCCUGCCCCCUCGGUCCCUCCAGACGUCCCCAGUAACUGCUCAUACUCUGGAGACCCUCAUCCGUCUGUCUACGGCCCACGCUAAAGCCCGCAUGAGUAAGGCUGUGGAGCUGGAGGACUCUGGGGUUGCUGUGGAGCUGGUCCAGUUCGCUUACUUCAAAAAGGUUCUGGAGAAGGAGAAGAAAAGAGGGAGGAAGGAGUCUGACUCUGAGGAGGAAGAGGAGGAGACAACACAACGUUCCCCUCGCUCAGACAAGAAGAGGAGUCGCCGUAGUUCCCAGAGCAGCGAGGUCCACGACCCGUAUGACUUCGCUGGAGAGAAGGACAUCCCUGAGAUCCAGGCUGGCACGCCCAAACCGGCUGAGGCAGAAGAGGAGCCGAUGGAUGCCCCUGUCCCACCUAGCAAGGACGGACAGACUGAGGUGUCUGUAGACAGGCUGAAGGAGUUUAAGUCCUCUCUCCUGGAGGUGUUCCGUUCCACACAUGCCCAGUCCCUCAGUAUGAACUCUCUGAUGGAGAGUGUCAACAAGGAUAGUGACGCCCCCUUCACCCUGACAGAGGUCCGGGUUGCCCUCGCUCGCAUGCAGCACGACAACCAGAUCAUGUUGGUUGACGACAUCAUCAUCUUCCUCAUCUGAAGACCUGGGACAACGACAUUAUCAUUCACAUCUGGCAGAGGUGG
This is a messenger RNA of Oncorhynchus tshawytscha (Chinook salmon), 773 nucleotides long. RefSeq names its product DNA replication licensing factor MCM3-like. The transcript is spliced from 5 exons. NCBI's taxonomy places the organism in Eukaryota, Metazoa, Chordata, Actinopteri, Salmoniformes, Salmonidae. Bases 184 to 729 code for a protein of 181 amino acids. The record is from RefSeq and is a predicted model, not a curated record.